CUAUAGGCCACCGUGUAGGCGUGGAAUCAGUUUUUCCCAGGGCCUUUGAAGCCUAGAUAACCCCUCGUAUUACGCCUUAAGAGGACUGGACCACCUUUACCUGCCUACUUCGGCCUGCGAUAGGACAAGGACCGCUUCUUGGUGUGCUUGAUGGACGCCGAACUACAGUCAUGGACAGAGCAGUUUGUCAAAGUGACAGGUAGCUUGACGCUGGCUGUUGUUAUCUAUAUCAUUGGGGUCUGCAUAUAUCGACUUACUCUGCAUCCGCUGGCAAAAUACCCCGGACCAUUUCUCAGCAAGAUCAGCGACUGGUCAAUCGUCUUGCAAGCGACAAGCGGAGAUCGGCAUCUCGAUACGUGGGCUGAGCACAACAAGUAUGGCCCUGUUGUUCGAAUUGGACCUAACGCGUUAUCCUACAACACAGCGACCGCGUUGAAAGCCAUCUACAGCAGUCGCAGGUCUAACGUACGAAAGUCGGACUGGUACAAAACUAUCGACGCCGGGUCGAAAGCGUUUAGUCUGCACUCCGAGAUUGACAAGAACCGACAUGCGUUCCGAAGACGAGUCAUCGAUCAAGCCUUUUCAGACUCGGCGAUCAAAAGUGACGAAGAUCUCAUCCUCAAGGAUGUCAAGGCCUGGGUCGACAUCCUGGGAUCUGAUGUGGAUCACACUGGAUGGACCGAACCAAAAGACAUGAAGGACUGGUGCAACUGGCUUAGCUUCGACAUGAUGGGCGACCUCACGUUCGGCAAGGGCUUCGGCUGCGUCGAGAAGGGCGAGCAUAGAUUCGUGCCUGAGGUUGUCCUGGAAGCUACCAAAUUCGUCUACGUGGCGGGCUUCUGGCCUUUCAUUGACCUUGUCCGUCCGCUGCUCGGCACAAGUUGGGCGUCGAUGCUAUUCACGAGCGACGCCAAACAGGGUGAAGCCUACAUCAAAUACGCCAACGGCAUGAUGGAGCAGCGCAUGGCCGAGGAGCGCCAAUACGACGACACCAAAGCAUCGAAUCCCCGCAGGAAAGAUUUCAUCUACUAUCUCCUUCACGCUCGCGACCCAGAGACCGGCGAGGGAUUGAGCGUCAACGAACUGCACGCCGACUCCGCGCUGCUAAUUCACGCAGGCUCAGACACGACAGCUCUCACGCUCAGUGCGGCUACGUUCUACUUGACGCAAGAGGACAAAGUCCUCAAGAGGCUAACGGACGAGAUUCGAGGCACGUUCCGCACCGUCGAGGAGAUCCGAUCAGGCCCCGCGUUGAGCUCGUUGACGUACCUGCGCGCGUGCAUCGACGAGGUUUUGAGGAUGUCGCCGCCCGUGCCGUCGCAUCUGCCUCGUGAGGUCCUGUCGGGCGGCAUGGAGAUUGACGGCGAGUAUGUGCCCGAGGGCACGGUCGUGGGCGUUGCGCCAUUCACGAUCCAGCACAAUGCCGAGUACUACCCGGACCCGUUCAGAUUCGAUCCCGAUCGGUGGAUCGUGCCGUCUGAUGGUGGUGGUGGUGGUGCGACCCCUGCCGCGAAGGAGAAAGAAGAAAGCGUGGCGUUGGCACGGGCGGCGUUUUGUCCGUUUAGUAUUGGCCCACGAGGGUGCGCAGGGAAGCGAGUCGCGUAUCUCGAGGCCAGUCUUGCGCUGGCGACGUUGUUGUGGGUCUUUGAUGUGAAGAGAGCCGAGCAGCCCGAACGUGACGAAUUCGCGGCUGGGACUGGGACUGGGACGACGACGACGACGACGACGAAACAGGAAGCCGAAAGAAACGGCAAGGACAAGGGCACGACGAGACAUGCACAAGUCAGGGGCAAACGGCACGUAUACCAGUUGUGGGACCAUUUCGUGGCGGAUAGGGAGGGCCCGGUGGUGAGAUUUAGGAAGAGGGCUCACUAGGCCUGACGGCCGGCCGGUUACUGUACAUACUUCCGUAGUACGUAGUAUUAUGUUCAGAAGGCGCCGGUCUGGC
Molecule: messenger RNA, 1948 nt
Organism: Exophiala xenobiotica
Lineage: Eukaryota; Fungi; Ascomycota; Eurotiomycetes; Chaetothyriales; Herpotrichiellaceae
Exons: 4
Coding region: 151-1875 (574 amino acids)
Molecular function (GO): heme binding; oxidoreductase activity, acting on paired donors, with incorporation or reduction of molecular oxygen; iron ion binding
Source: RefSeq, a predicted model, not a curated record